Molecule: messenger RNA, 738 nt
Organism: Orycteropus afer afer
Lineage: Eukaryota; Metazoa; Chordata; Mammalia; Tubulidentata; Orycteropodidae
Gene: C1QA
Product: complement C1q A chain
Exons: 2
Coding region: 1-738 (245 amino acids)
Molecular function (GO): protein binding
Source: RefSeq, a predicted model, not a curated record
AUGGAGGUCCCCAGGGGCUGGCUGAUGGUCUGUGUACUGGCCACAUUCCUGGCCUCCACGGUGACCCAGGACGUGUGCCGAGCACCAGACGGGAAGGACGGGGCCCCAGGAAUCCCCGGCCGACCUGGGCAACCAGGCCUUAAGGGGGAGCGAGGCGAGCCAGGGGCUGCUGGCAUCCGGACAGGCAUCCAAGGCCUCAAAGGAGACCAGGGGGACCCAGGCCUCCCUGGAAAACCUGGCAACAUGGGCUUCCCAGGACCCAGUGGCCCCCUGGGGCCGGCUGGGCUCCUGGGAUCAAAGGGCAUCAAGGGCAACCCAGGAAACAUCAAGGACCAGCCUCGGCCAGCCUUCUCAGCAGUGAGGAGGAACCCCCCAAUGGGUGGCAACGUGGUCAUCUUUGACACGGUCAUCACCAACCAGGAAGGGCCAUACCAGAACCACUCUGGCCGGUUUGUCUGCGCCGUGCCCGGCUACUAUUACUUCACCUUCCAGGUGGUGUCCAAGUGGGACAUCUGCCUAUCCAUCAUGUCCUCCAUAAAAGGCCAAGCCCGGCGCUCCUUGGGCUUCUGUGACACCAACAGCAAGGAGCUCUUCCAGGUGGUGUCAGGGGGCACAGUACUCCAGCUUCAGCAUGGCGACCAGGUCUGGAUCGAGAAGGACCCUGUCAAGGGCCGUAUUUACCAGGGCCCCGAGGCCGACAGCAUCUUCAGUGGCUUCCUCAUCUUCCCAUCCAUCUGA